AUGCGAAGCCGCGUCCAACCUCAAUUCCAACCCUCGCCAUUUUCACCCCUUAGUGACCAUGGCCGUCUGACGGUUCACCAAGGCAACAGCGGUGGCGUUGAGACUUUGCCGACUAUCAGUGAGGACACGGUAGACUACAAUGAGCGGGUAAUCAGCCUCGGUCGAAUUCUCCAUGGAAUCGAUGAACGCACCACGGUCAACGGGUACUUGAGGAUGAGAGCCGGCCGACGUGCAAAGGUUAUGGCACUUAUCGAAGCCAAGGCACGCCCCCGAUUGACAUACGAACCGCAGGUAUCGAUGCAGGAGGGCGCUCAGAUUGUGGCGCUCUUGAAGGACAAGAAGCCACCAGCGGGAGAGUAA
Penicillium bovifimosum is the source of this 360-nucleotide messenger RNA. RefSeq lists its product as uncharacterized. The transcript has 2 exons. The record is from RefSeq and is a predicted model, not a curated record. NCBI's taxonomy places the organism in Eukaryota, Fungi, Ascomycota, Eurotiomycetes, Eurotiales, Aspergillaceae. Bases 1 to 360 code for a protein of 119 amino acids.